Molecule: messenger RNA, 2592 nt
Organism: Hemiscyllium ocellatum (epaulette shark)
Lineage: Eukaryota; Metazoa; Chordata; Chondrichthyes; Orectolobiformes; Hemiscylliidae
Product: paladin-like
Exons: 19
Coding region: 1-2592 (863 amino acids)
Source: RefSeq, a predicted model, not a curated record
AUGGGCACCACUGCCAGCACCAGCAAGCAGACUACAUCAACCAUCCAAGCACAAUGUGACAGGGAUGCCAAACCGUCUGGAUUUGACAAUCGUUCUGAAGAUAUUAACACUGCGGCAGGCUUGGCAAAAUCCAUCAUCACCAACAAAGUGGCACCUGUUGUAAUUACGUACAACUUGAAGGAAGAAUUUCAAGUUCAUGAUGAUUUUCACAAGGCCCACUACGUCAUUGGUUGCAUGAAUGAUAAUUUACCUGAGCACUACCUUGUCCAGGGGAAAUAUUUCAUGGUCAAAGAUCUCAACAACAAAGUUGAUGACCUUCUCACCAUGAGUAAUUAUGGGGCACCAAACUUUCGCCAGACUUACCUUGGUUAUCCAGUGUACGGCAUGGGACAGCCAACGAUGAAAGGCUUCUGCAAAGUACUGCAAAGACUGAAGGAGGAAGGGCAUCAGGAAAUUAUUUGCUUCAACGUUCGAGAGGAACCAAUCAUUUUGUUUCACCAGGAUGAUGAUUUCAUUCCUUACACCCCACGUGACCAGACAAAUCUGCAGGAAAAUCUCUACAGCCUUACUCCAAGAAAUCAGGUGGAAGAACUGGAAUUUAUCAUUAAGAAGGAGCUGCUGGAUUUUGCUGCAUUGAGCAACAAAACGUACUUUGUAUACAAUGAUACUGAGCAAUUUGUUGCCGAGGCUCUCCCAAAGAAAAUUGAGAACGAAGAUGACAUUCGCUUAUCAGAAGAGAUCUACAGGUGCCACAUCUUUACAACGCCAUUCUUCAGAUAUAAACGGUUACCUUUGCCUGUUGAUACUAAUCUAGAAGAAGCAGACUUUGAUGCCUUCAUCAGUACUAUCAGGGAGUGCCCAAGCAUCACCUUCAAGGAUAGUUGCAAAUCACCUCCUGCCCUGCUCUUUAAUUGUCAAACUGGGGUGGGACGCUCCAAUCUUGGAAUGAUAAUAGGUGCGCUGAUCGUGGCUCAUAGAACAACAUUCCCUCAGCUGGAAAGAUAUGAAAAGAGAAGGUUUUCUGGUCAAGAAAGUCACUUUCAGAUUGUUGAAAGUUACAGUGCCUCCUUUCCAAAUGGCAGAAAAAUUGUUGAAGAAGUGGACAGCAUUAUGGAUAUUUGCUCAGAAAUGUAUGAUUUGAAGGAAAUUAUUUAUCUUUCCAAAAGUGAAGCACAAAAGCUCGCAGAGGAGCUUCAGAGCCAGGAAAUCAGUUUGCGAGAAAACCUGAUCAGCAAAACAUUCCAGAUGAUUCAGAGAUAUUUUUACCUCAUUGUUUUUAACAGCUAUCUUCAUGAACAGUAUCCAUUAGCUUUCUCAGUCAUGUUCAGUACUUGGAUGCGAAGGAAACCCUUCUUCUACAGGCUACUGAGUGCUAUGUCUAGACUUGAGAUGAAGACUCCAGCUAAUCCCAUCAGUGGCCGCCAUUGUGUUCUAUUUGCGGAUGAAUCCCUGGAUCUUGAUGAAAUGAGUAGUCUGAGAGAGAUGAAGGUGGCAAACUACAGAAAAGUUUCAAAAAUGCCUGUAUGUGGAAUGGCACAACCAAAUCCAGAGGGACUGGAGCAUAUUCUCUCCUACCUGACAGAUGGUUGCAGGAAGUUUAGCCGAGUUUUAUGUUUGAACCUGCGAGAGGAAGCAGUGUUGGAAGGUGAUGGAAAAAUGUAUUCACUCAGGGAGGUCAACAACCUCCAGCAGGAGAUCAUCAUUCCUGUGACAACAGCAGAGCAACUGGAGGAAGUGGAGACUGCCACCAAAGUAGAUGUGUUGAACUCGCAGAAUGCUAUAGAGACAUGGCAUGAAGAAACAAAGGAGCUGAAGCAGUUUUCAUCGUGUAACACUCUGCAGGAGGUUUACACUCAGAUGGCCAUGCAGUUUCCCCAACUGCAUUACAAACGCAUUCCAAUUACAGACUGCGCGGCUCCCAGAGAAGAGGAUUUCGAUGUCUUCCUUAGGGUUGUGAAAUCACAUUUAACAACUGACCAAAACUGUGCUAUUAUACUAAACUGUCACAAUGGGAAAGGAAGAACUACUGUUGGGAUGGUCAUCUGCCUACUUCUAACCUGGCACAUUAACGGAUUUCCAGAACCUUUUGUGGAGGAUAUGGUAAGCAUACCUGAUGCCAAGUAUACGAAGGGUGAAUUUGAGGCCAUUCUUAAUCUGGUUCGUCUUCUUCCAAAUGGUAGUGAGAUGAAGAAAGAAGUGGACAGAGCUCUUGAUGCAGUGAGUGAUUCAAUGACUCCCAUGAUGCAUCACUUAAGAGAGCUCAUCAUCAACACAUACAAAAAGUCAAAAAGGGCAAAGGACAAAGAUAGUGCUUCAAUGUUACACUUGCGUAGUCUACAGUACCUGGAGAGGUAUUUUUAUCUUAUUCUUUUUGACACCUAUCUGCACCUAGAGAAACCAGGAAAAUGGGAAAGAUCCUUUAAGGAAUGGAUGGAUGAGGUGGCUGCUCAAGCAGGUGUCUUUGAAAUCUUGGACAAGUUGGGAUUUCCAGAGUUUGAAGACCCAGAAUCUACCUCCAUGUGCAGGAUGCGUUACAGGUGGCGACAACAGCAAGGUUAUAAGGCCCCUUCCUUUGGGGAAAUUAUUGAAUAA